AUGAUUAAUAGAAUUCCUCUACCCAUUGAUGAUGUUGAACAGCAAAUUAUUGAAAUUUUAACAGAAAGCGAGUCCUCCAUUAUUAUAGGAGAGACUGGAUCUGGCAAAAGUACACAAAUUCCACAAUUAUGUGCUAGAGCAGGCUUACUAUCAGAAGGUAGAGUUGGCAUCACUCAGCCUAGACGAGUUGCGGCUAUAUCACUAGCGCACAGAGUAGCGGAAGAAGUAGGAAGUACCGUGGGAGAGAAGGUUGGAUAUCAUGUACGCUUCGAAAAAAUGUAUAACGAUAACACGGAGAUAUGUUACAUGACUGAUGGUAUACUUUUAAGAGAGGCGAUGCAGGAUCCAUAUCUGUCAGAAUAUUCUGUAAUACUGAUUGAUGAAGCACAUGAGAGAAGUUUACAUACAGAUAUCAUGUUAAGUGUUCUACGUAUAUGUCAACGUCAGCGUAAGGAAAAGGGAGCCAAUCCCCUUAAAAUUGUUAUUAUGUCUGCGACUAUGCAAGCUGAUCUAUUUUCAAAAUAUUUCAAUAAUGCUCCUAUAUAUGUUAUCAAAGGAAGAACUUUCUCAGUCGAUGUUUAUCAUGCUAACAGCAUUGAUCCUAAAUCGGCUGAUUAUGUUUAUAAUGCUAUCAUCUGUAUUAAGGACAUUCAUGCCACUGAACCAUUGACAGAUGACGUAUUGGUUUUUCUGACAGGAAGAGAAGAAAUUGAAAUGGCGGCCCGGAAGUUGAGAGAGCUGAAUAUGGAACUGACUAACAAGUUAUUCCCCGUUCCUCUUUUUGCUGCUCUGACGGGAGCUGCUCAAAUGAAAGCUUUCAAGCCUGCUCCAGAGGGUCAACGCAAAGUUGUGCUAGCUACAAAUAUCGCUGAAACUUCUCUUACAAUACCCGGUAUUAAAAUUGUCGUGGAUUCCGGAAAAGUCAAAAGCAGAUCCUUCACAGCCAAAACUAAAAUUGAUGUUUUAAAAGUUCAUGACAUCAGUCAAGCGCAAGCUGUGCAACGAUCAGGUAGAGCUGGCCGUGAAGCACCGGGAAAAUGUUAUAGGCUUUAUCCUGAAUCGCAUUAUGAUCAAAUGGAGGCAACAAGCAUACCAGAAAUACUUAGAAGCAAUUUAUCUGCGGUGAUACUAGAACUUUUAUCUAUGGGUUUGAAAAGGCCAAGAAAUUUAAAAUGGAUUGAACCUCCUUCAGAGGACAGUAUCCUUGCGGCUGAAAAAGAGUUGCUGGCUUUAGGUGCUAUCAAACUACACAAAAAAAUCACAAAAUUAACCGAAGAAGGUAGAAAGAUGUCUAGGUUCCCCUUGGACCCAGAGCAGGCUAAAGUAUUAUUGUAUGCUGCGGAGCUGGAUUGUCUAGAGGAAGCGCUAUCAGUGGUAUCCAUGAUGUCUAUUGAAAGUGUUUUCGAGUUCGACUGUAAGGGAACACCUGAAGAAAUUGAGAGAGCUAGAAAUCGAUUCACAACAAACGAAGGAGACCAUUUGACGUUCUUGAAUGUAUAUCAAGCAUUUUCACAAGAAAAAAGAAAAAAUAAAGGAAAAUUAAAGGAGUGGUGUAGUGCAAACUUUUUAAGUUUGAAAAAUUUAACAACAGCAGCGAAGAUUAGGAAGCAAUUACGUGAAAUAUGUUCCGGUGAAAAGCUUCAAGUCAAAUCAUGCGGAGCGAAUAGGGAUAAAUUAAGACAAGCUCUUGCUUGCGGCUUAUUCAUGAAUGUUUGUGAGUACAAUAGACAAGACGAUCGUUAUAAGUUAAUCAUCCGUCCUGCAACAACUAUUAAAAUUCACCCAGCUUCAACAUUAUCAAGGUCGAAGCCUACUCACAUAGUGUUUUCGGAUUUAGUCAAAACAACGGAUUUAUACGCCAGAAGUAUUACAAUAAUAGACUCUGAAUGGGUUCGGCCAGUUUUAGAGAAGUAUAAGAUCACUCAAUGA
Messenger RNA from Auanema sp. JU1783, 1929 nucleotides. NCBI's taxonomy places the organism in Eukaryota, Metazoa, Nematoda, Chromadorea, Rhabditida, Rhabditidae. The record is from the annotation of a GenBank genome assembly.